AUGUGUGAUACAAAUUGGUGCACUUUCUGUGAUUGUGCCGUCAGUCCAUUUUCGAAGUCAAUCUAUUGCUCAGAAGAUUGCUUUAAGCGAGAUGCUUUACUGCACGACUCUCUCUAUAAAGCUCACAUCGAACAGCAGAAGCAGCAGCAAGAACAGCAGCGCUAUUUGAGCCCAAAAAUCACAAUCAACAAGAGCAGCAUUCAUGACAACUACAUGCCUGAAUAUACCCAACAAACUCGUCGUGAAAGCAGUAGCAGCAUGUGUAGUGAAGACCUUGCAGCCAUGCAUAUGGGCAUGAUACCCUGCUCUCCUCCCUCCAAAGCAGCUCCUCGAUUGUCGACAUCUAUCUCGCUUGCAAGCAGCCAUAGUGACACAAUAUUACGCACUCCUCCCCUUUCAUAUAAUGAUGUGCCCAUUUAUGAGAAAAUAACAGAAUCGGAUGUGCCAUUCAACAAUACAGCACCUCAACUCUAA
This is a messenger RNA of Mucor velutinosus, 474 nucleotides long. It is a transcript of the gene PNO1, whose product is annotated as pre-rRNA-processing protein pno1. The record is from RefSeq and is a predicted model, not a curated record. Lineage: Eukaryota; Fungi; Mucoromycota; Mucoromycetes; Mucorales; Mucoraceae. The transcript is spliced from 2 exons. The coding region runs from base 1 to 474 and encodes 157 amino acids.